Molecule: messenger RNA, 5196 nt
Organism: Athalia rosae (coleseed sawfly)
Lineage: Eukaryota; Metazoa; Arthropoda; Insecta; Hymenoptera; Athaliidae
Product: forkhead box protein D1
Exons: 1
Coding region: 1182-2285 (367 amino acids)
Biological process (GO): cell differentiation; anatomical structure morphogenesis; regulation of transcription by RNA polymerase II
Molecular function (GO): DNA-binding transcription factor activity, RNA polymerase II-specific; RNA polymerase II cis-regulatory region sequence-specific DNA binding
Source: RefSeq, a predicted model, not a curated record
CUCGUGAGCAGGGUACGGAACGGGUCAGGAAAACUGGACUCAGUAUUAGUAGCACAAGCAAGCUUCAGCCCUUAGACGGCGUGAUAUCUGUGUGUAAACGGUGGAUAUAUAUAUAUAUAUAUAUAUGUAAUACAACUACCCUGUGGUAGGGAUGUGAUUCGAUUUUGUGCUUUUCUAAACGGAAGACAACAGGGUCAGGGGAAAAGGCAAAGCAAAGCCUGGAGAACCGGCAGUCGCACGUCGUCCGCACGUCUCAUUGGCGAGGGAAGAAUUACAAGGGAGCUUUUUUCCGUUGGGUUAUUCUUCGACGAGAAAUACCUCAUCAGAGAUAUUUGUUUUUCACGUUGAGAAAAUAAAUAAUAAACUCUCUUUUUUAUGUGAAGUACAAAACGAAGUUUUCUUUUCUUUUGUUGUUCAUUCAUUUAUUUAUCGAAUCGUCGCUCUCUCUCAAUCUCCAUCGUCGGUGUAUCGAACGAUUUGAAAAUAUUCCCCCUCCUGUGAUUUUUCUUUAUUUUCUCGUUUUGUGUUCGUUUCCGUUAGUUGAAAAGAUGUGAAUAACGCUCACAACCGGAAUCGGAGAUCGUGACGAGUAAUCUUAUUGUGCGAAAUAAUAAUAGGCUAUUAUUUCAAGGAAUUUUACCUGAAUCAUAUCACGAUGCAUCGCGACGAGUAAAACCAACGACAAGUUCAGAAGAAUUUGUUAUCACUGUGGCAACAAACUAUUAACAUAACACGCGAUGGUGCAGAGAUAAUUCACAUGACAGUUGCAUUAACGACAUCGUAUGGAAUGAAACGGCUCAUUAUCACCGCCGCCUGAGUUGUCUGUCUGUUUAUAAAGUUCGAAUUCCUUCAAUUCCGGACUUACCCCUACACUCGUGUUCUCAGUUUCUUUUUUUUUUUUUUUUCUAAUUCACCACCGUCCGUUCGUCAGCGUGAUUAUUUAUUUCAAAGAAAGAAAGAAAGAAAAAAGAAAAACACAGUGACAAAGUGAAAAACAGCGAUGAUAUACUUUAGCGACAUUUCAUCGCGGGGACUGAAAAAUGGUAUCGAGGUUGUCAGUUAACUGACGAAAUAUUGAAGAAAAAAAAAUCUCGGACCGUACAAGUUUUAUUUAUUUUUCUUUUCGGUUCGUUUUCACCAAAAUCUACGAACUCUCUCUCUUUCGUCUGCCGAGUGAAAAAAUGGAGAUGGAAUCGAUGAUGAUGUCGAACGUGGGGUGCAACGGGUACAUAAAAAGCAGUGACAAGGACUCGGACAACAGCAGUAGCUCGAUCGUCGACCCGGUCAGUUUCGGCAAGGACGAUCGGGUGAUUCUAAGUUCGGGAUCGCACUGCAUCACCUCCGUAACACCGGCGUCCUCGAUUUCGCCCACAUCCCGUACGACGACGUCGUCGUCCUCGUCGUCGUCGAGGCAUCGGAACAGGAACAAUCGACAGCAAAAACCUUACGCCCCGAUGAAUUCGACGCCGAAACUUGGCCAAAAUUCGCCUACGUGUUCGGCCGAAGGUUCGCCGAUGAUAAAGCCCGCCUACUCGUACAUCGCGUUGAUAACAAUGGCGAUACUCCAAUCGCCUUUCAAAAGACUAACGCUCAGCGGUAUCUGCGAAUUCAUAUCGAACAGGUUCGCCUAUUACCGUGAAAAAUUUCCCGCCUGGCAAAACUCCAUCAGGCACAACCUGUCGCUGAACGAUUGUUUCCUGAAAAUGCCCAGGGAACCGGGCAAUCCCGGCAAAGGUAACUAUUGGACCCUCGAUCCGGACGCCGAGGAUAUGUUCGACAACGGGAGUUUCCUCCGUCGAAGAAAGAGGUACAAAAGACCAACGCCUCAUUACGUUCUGAGAGAUCGCGCGGCCAUGAUGGCCUUCGCUAUUUGCAACGAGAGGAGCACAUGUCCCGGAAGCGAGGCUCCCGGCGCUCUUCCCUAUCCUGCGAGCGCCUAUCUUUCGCCUCCCCCGGGAUUACCGUUGCUCGAAUUCCCCAUCGGUGCCUUGGAAGCCCUGAAAUACGGUUUCCUCGAACCACCGGCGCCGCUCUACAAACCGGUGGCAAUAUCGGCGCCACCGAUGAGGCAGCUCAAUCCGCCGCCGAGAACCACGAUGUCCCAGACGCCCGCUGUGCAUCAGGAGAAAAAAGGAAGCUUCAGCAUCGAGGCUCUGAUCGGUAAACAAACGUCGAGCGAUCAACUUGUGAGCGAAUCAUUCGGCUGCAGAGUUCUCGACCUGAGGCGACCGUCGGAACAACGAGGAAUAAGAAGUCCCGCCUCAGCUUUUUCACCGAUCAUUUAAACUUGGAUUACUUAUACCGUUAUGAGAAUUUUCUUUUUUUUUUUUUGUUGUUGUUGUUGUUUAUCCUUCCGCCGACCGAACUCGGAAAGACGUUCGUUCACUUUUGUUCUCUCCUUGAAUUUCAGCGAGCGGAAUUCGGUGGCUCUUUUUUGAUUGUUUGUAAAAAUAACUUCCACCUGAGAUUCACUUUUCAACGAAUGUAAUAUGAAUCGCGUUUGCGUUACUCUGAAAAAUAUUACACACGUAUUGAAAUGAAAUGAAGGAAACGUCGUCGCUACCGUCGGUUACGUAUUGAGAAAUAUUAACGAACCGGGCUUUAGAUAAGAAACAAUUACCCAACGAUAACGGGGUCUGCCUAUUACAUACCUACCGAAGUUGAAAACAUCUUCGAAACGAGAACUUGCGGAAUGAAAGAGAAACUAGGAAAGAUCGAGAAGUUGAAAAACCAAAAACCUGAUACAGAUGAUCGUCUUGAGAAAAUAAAAAAAAAAGAAACUGCGAUGAAGUCCACGAAUUUUUAUAAUUGGUCGAAGAAAAGGUGUUAUUAUGUGCAAUAGACGAUGUAUAUCCGUAUAUAAUAUCUCGUGUCCUAUUAUCAUUAUAAUAUAAAACCCACUUGUGUGACAACUAUUCGACCACUGGCGAUAGAUUUAUUCAAGUUUUCAUCCCCCGUAGAAAACGAAAGGAAACCUGUAAAAUUUACAACACGUAAACUCAAAUUACACGAUGUCAUAGUAUUUGAUGUGCAUGAUGCCGUACGAAUAUAUAAGUACAACCAACCCUUGUAUCUAUGAUCCGAUUUUUCAUAUUUUUCAGUGUCUUUUUUUUUUAUUGUUCUUGUCUAUGUAUUAUUUUAUUAUUUCCCUCAACGGUUAAUAAUAGCUUUGUAAAUAUCGCCCUUCCGUCAAUAUUUGCGUAGCCCUUGAUUUUUCUGCGAUUUUUAUUCGGUUCGCGAAGAGAAAAAGGUAAAAGAGAGAAAGAGAGAGAGAGAGAGGGAGAGAAAGAGCCGUAGCUUUUGUUUGAUCGGGCGUAACGGACCAAGUGGACGUUGAGUGUGUGUACAUACGUGUGUGGAGGUAGAUUGUAGCGUUAGUUUUUAAGGGUACAUAUAAUAUACAUAAAAUAAAAUAUAUUUAAAAAACACGAUGUCGAAGCAUAAGAAAAUUAUACGCGCUCGCCAUUAUUAUAUCGUAUCAAUAAUAUAAUAAUAAUAUAUUAAUAAGGGUAUAGAUAUUUAUAUAGAGAAUAGAAGAUUUUUGGACGUAUCUACAUAAUUAUAAAUAUAUAUAUAUAUAUAUAUAUAUAUCAUUAUCAUUAUUAUAUAUCACGAGGGGAGCUCAAAAAAGAAAAACCUAAUAUCUCCUACCAAGUAUUUCUUUUUUUUUUUUCUUUUCAUUCAUUUUUCUUCUCACCUUCAUCCAGCCAUAGGAUAUCCUCAUUUCGUCGUAAAUUUUCAUCCUCUUAUUAGGACCGGUUCAAAGUCUAGUCCAAAUGUGCAUAUAUUAUACAAAUCUAUAGCAUGUAAGCGGAAAUAUAUAAGAUUUAUUAUUUAUCCUAUUUUACAAGUUCGUUGAAAAUGAUUAUUCUCGAUUAUUACACCAAAUAAUGUACCUACGAUGGAGCGCUCACGUUAUUACAAUCAUCAUCGCCAUUUUUAUUAUCGUCAUUAUCAUUUCAAUUGUGACCCUUUAUGUACGUAUAGUAUCGUACAUCUGUUAUUUGGACUCCGUAAAAGUUCUGAUCGCGGGUGGGCCGGUUGGCGUUUAUUCGGACAGAAAAAUCAAUUCACAAAUUUAUCGCAUCGAAGAGCAAAGAUUGAAGGAUAAAGUAAAAAUCCAAUCGAAUAAUACCAUUGAAAUAAGCCGGAAACACCGCGACUCGAUCGAAUCAUUGUACAGAGAGAACAGCGGGCAGUCUUGACGGUACAGCCGCCGAAUUUCAGUAUUUUUUUUUUUUUUUGGCAUCUGCUGGUCCGUGAUCUGAAGUAUUGGUACACACAACGAUUAUUCCGACAUAUCGAUUCAUCUGGGAUCUGUGUUAUACUUAAUGAGCAAAAAUGAAAUCACAUUCACAGAAGAAUAAGACGAAAAAUGAAGAAGGAAAAGGGGUAGUGCCAUUCUCGUGUAAAUUAUGUUUCUCUUCAUCUUAACCAUUGAAAAGAAUAUAGAAUAAUAAUAACGAAUAGACGAAGAUACCGGUUAUCAUUAUUAUUAUAUAUAUGAUUAAUUAUUUAUGUGUGUAUAAUGCAGAAGUGAAAAAAAAAAAACGUGUUCCCAUACAAUAUGAUAUGAUAUAAUUCACAAGUUAUGUAUCUGAUGACUUAAUUAUGAUUAAAAAAUUAAACCAAAAAAAAAAAAAAAAGGAAAAAAAAGUAGAUGAUAAUUUAAAACUACUAUAAAUAUAAUAAAGUAAUAUAAAAUAUACGAAAUAAAAUUUUAUCUGAAUUAUUAUUGUGUAUAUAAGUAUGUAUAUUAUAUAUUGUACAAUUAUGUAGUCAUUAGUGUAAUAUGUUUUUUUUUCCCUGAUUAAUUUUCUCACUCUUCGUUGUUGUUUGAUUAAUUUAAUUUCAUUCUUCUCAUGAUAUAUUCUGUAUAUCUAUUUCCUUAUAUAUAUAGAGAUAGAACUUGUCCAGGUGAUAAAUUUAUAAUUAUACCUAAUAAGAUUAUAAAGUAUAUUAAUCAAACAUUAUAUACACGAUAUCUUUUUAAUUGUUUCUUUUCACACCUCGUACACGUUGCGUGUAAUCCUUGAUGCAUUAUUUGCUUUAUUUUAUGUACACCUAGGUGUAUCUUAUCAAACAACCUGCACUUUUUUAACAUCCUACAAUAAGUUGUAUCUCGGUGUUAUUCGUUGCGACGUUAUCGCCGUGCAAUUCUAACUUACAAUAUACAUAAAAUAUACACAUAGGUAA